GCCGCCGCCGUCGCUGCUGCCGAAAAGAAAGCCAAGCCAGAAUGCCAAAGGUGACCUGAUGUGACCAAGUUAAUGGUGCAGCUGGAAAGUGAAUGCAAUCGCGAUGGGUGUUUAGGUUUUAAGCUUCUCGCUUAACAUUGGGCCAGCCACGAAAAUUGUGUGAUUCGGCAAAAAGAUCCAUCAUGAAAGUGGUAAAGUAGUUUAUCUUAGCUAAUCACCGUCAUAAGCGUGAGUCGUUUUUAAAGCCCACGAGCCGUAGUACGCUACGCUUUUUUUUCGCCGGGUGCGGUGCCCACGGCAACGGAACGAGACUGUCGCAUUUCAAUUAACAAAAUAAGCAAAAGAGCCACAGAGCCACAGAGCCAACACCAGUGUACGCAUAUACGCAGAGAUAUAGAUACAUAUAAAAACCCCUUAUAAACGCACAGUGCGGAUUGCGGUGCGAUUUCGCCGCGAAUUUUUGCACGUGCCACGCGCUGAUUGGAAUCGCUGUAUCUGGCUAUCUGGUCAUCUAAUCUGGUCAGCAUGUCCAUGCCGGAAGCCGGUCAGCCCGACGGGCAGCCCGCCGGCCAGGAGGUCGAGUGCCAUUGCCUGCUCGGCGAGCGGCCGGAUGCCCCCUAUGCCAGCACCACGCUGAGGUCCACCACUUCCGGUCACAGCAGCCGGACGAACAGCACCACCGUCUGCGAGUCGCCGGGGGCGGCGUCCUCGAACUCCUCCUCCGAGGAAGAUGACCUCGAUUGCUACCUGCGGGGGCCGACAAGCGACCUUGGGGAUGCCGGCCUGCGCUACUCCUUCAAGGGAUCCCCGCCAGAGCUGUACUCGCCCAGGAAGGACUUCAUCUCAAAGGGACCGCUGCUGGACAAACAGCUCGUGCUGAAGAAGCGGUGUGAGUGGUGGUUGUACAGGUACGAGUGCAGCCAGAAGAUGUCCACCCACUGGAGGCAGCAUGCCUGUCUGUAUGCCUGCAUCCUCGGCUUCCUGCUGGCCAUGUCGGUAGUCUUCUAUUUCGGAAUGCCAAGUGCCUACACAACCCUGGAAGAGCUGCCCGGCAGCAACCACUCGCUCGCCCUGCCCAAUGUGAUUAGCAUACCUCCAGCUCCACCCACGAAAUUCGAUAAUGAUUCAUUGCCGUACCCAAAUCCGCCGGAUAGAGUCGAGGAUCUGGAAGAGGAGGACCACAGCGCCUUCGUGACGCCCACCAAAGUCUACAACUACAGUCUAAGCGAAGGAGAUCUGAUCUACGAGUCGAAACGAAAUAGCGAUAUCAACAGUUUUCUUAAAGAAUCUGCCUCGGCCUUCACCAUGACGGGAACCUAUCGCAACAUGAGCAAUGAGAUCUGGGACCCACAUCCGCAGUACAACCUCGAUGUGUUUGGGCGCCAGUUGCAUUUGGUGUUGCGGCAGGACGCCUCCUUCAUCCACAACCAGUCGAUGCCCCGCAUCCGGGUACUAGCCGAGGGGGAGGAUAGCCCUGGCUCGGAGGAGGAGACGGACCAGAGGCACCUGAGUUGCAUGUACAGCGGCUACGUGGAGGACGAUCCCCACUCGGCGGUCUCCGUCUCGCUGUGCGGCGGCAUGACUGGUUAUAUCAAAACCAGUUUCGGCGCGCUCCUCAUCGAGCCGGUGAACCGGACCAGCAGCGAUGAGGUUUUGCACCGGGUCUAUAGGAAGUCGCACCGCAACGCCAGACAGGCUGUCUCCCAGUUCGAGUUGGGCCUGGACGCGAUGAUCAGCCAGAUGGAGAAGGCGCAGAGGCUGCAGGAGGAGCAGACCACCAAAUCCCCCAAGCUGACGCGGCGAAAGCGACACUACGCCGACGUGGACAACCAGGUGUAUACGCUGGAGGUUCUGAUAGCCGUGGACUCCAGCAUGGAGCGGUUCCAUGGCCAGGACCUUCAGCCCUACAUCUUCAUCCUGAUGUCGAUCGUCUCGAGUAUCUUCGCAGAUGCCAGCAUCGGCAACUCGAUUCGCAUAUCCCUGGUGAAGCUGAUCCGCCUGCCCAUUGUCAACACCAAUACCAAUUCCAGUAACGAUAUGCUGAAGCACUUCUGCCAAUUCAUCAAUACCUAUGGCUACCGAAGGGACACAGCCAUGCUGAUCACACGUGAACCCAUCUGCGGCAGCGUGCCGGGCAAGAUUUGCCACAUGCUGGGCCUGGCCGAGCUGGGCACCGUUUGCAGUGCCAGUUCCUGCUCCAUUGUCCAGGACACCGGUCUGCCCACCGCCUUCACCAUGGCCCACGAACUGGGACACAUCUUGAACAUGAACCACGACGACGACGACAAGUGCAUGCCCUAUGUGGCGAGGAACAACAACAACAACAAGGUGCUGCACAUCAUGUCCGCCGUGAUGGGCAUCCACAUGCAUCCGUGGUCAUGGUCGAAGUGCUCCCGCCACUUUGUCUCCGAGUUUCUCGAAAAAACCGACAAGUCCUGCCUGGAGACCUUUGUGGGCGAGGACAUCGACUACGGCAACAAUAAGCUGCCCGGCGAGAUCUACUCGCUGGACCAGCAGUGCCAGCUAAGCUUCGGCAACGACUUCUCCCACUGCCCCCAGACGGAGGAGUGCCGCCGGCUGUGGUGCAAUCGCAUGCCCAAGGGCGACCAGUGCCGGUCCAGCAACUUGCCCUGGGCCGAUGGCACGCCCUGCGGCAGUGGUGGUCACUGGUGCCAGAGGGGCAAGUGUGUGUCCAACAAGCAUGGUUACGGUCGUCCGGUGAACGGGGGUUGGGGUCCCUGGACCAAGUUCACACCCUGCAGCCUCACCUGCGGCGGCGGAGUGCAGGAGUCGCGAAGGGAGUGCAACGUGCCGGUGCCCGAGAAUGGUGGCAAGUACUGCACGGGAAGCCGGAAGAAGUACCGCUCGUGCAACACCCACCAGUGCCCGCCGGGCAGCAUGGAUCCCCGCGAGCAGCAGUGCUAUGCGAUGAACGGACGGAACCUCAACAUUCCGGGCGUCAACCCAGACACCAAGUGGGUGCCCAAAUACGAAAAGGAUGCCUGCAAGCUCUUCUGCCGCAUGGACAUGAGGGUCACCUACUUCAUGCUCAAGAGCAUGGUCACCGAUGGCACCUCCUGCGCCGUGGACAGCUUCGACAAGUGCGUCAAUGGAAUCUGCCGGCCAGCGGGUUGCGACAACGAGCUGAACUCCAUUGCCAAGUUGGACAAGUGCGGCGUGUGCGAGGGUCGCAAUGACACAUGCCACGAGGUAACCGGAAACCUGCUCGUCUCCAAUCUCCUGGGUCUGAACGAUGGGAACGAAGCCAACAAGACACUCUACUAUGUGACGAGAAUACCCAAAGGUGCCUCUAACAUCUUAAUCACUCAAGAAAACUAUCAUGACCAGAACUACAUAGUGCUGAGUGAUGACAAGGACAACAAGUUGCUCAACGGUCAUGCAGGCAUCAAAACAUAUCCUCUGAAGUUUGUGUACGCUGGUGUUACGAUGCAGUACACUGGCUCCAACAGCUUGGUGGAGCAGGUGAACACGACCUACUCAUGGAAAUUGUCUCGUGAUCUUAUAGUUCAGAUCAUUUCCCUUGACGUGAGUCCUGCCAAACGUCCUGAUACCGUACUGAUGUCGUACUCCUACACCAUCGACAAGACCCCGGAUAUGGAUGCGGAGGUGGAGAUCUAUCGCUGGGAAAUGCAGGCACCCAGUACCUGCGACUCGCUCUGCGAGGGCAGGAGCCAUCGGCAGCCGGCCUGCAUUAGUAUCACCCAGGGUCUGAAGGUUGCCCCGCAGUUCUGUGACAAGUCCUCCAUGCCCAAGGUGGAAGAUCGACCCUGCAACACGGACUGCCGUCUUAAUCUCACUGUGACGAGCAUUUCGGAGUGCUCCGCCGCCUGUGGAGAGUUGGGAACCCGCGAGAAGACCUUCCACUGCGUUCAGACAUUCACAGAUAUGCAGCGUUCGAAUAUUGUGGACAUGUCCUAUUGCAAGCUGAAGUUCGAUGUGGCCUACCACGAGGAGUGUCGUGAGGGUUGCUGGGUCCUAUCAGACUGGUCAACGUGCUCGAAGUCCUGUGGAACGGGCUCUCAGAAACGAGAGGCCCACUGCUAUCUGCACGGCUCCCGCGUCAGCGACGAUCUGUGUAAUCCCCGAACCAAGCCCCAGGUUACGAAUCUCAUCAGGGUCUGCAACCCUGAGUCCUGCCCCUCAUAUUACGAAGAACACACUGCCGUGGCUGUUAGUAACUGGGUAAUUGGCGAGUGGGGCGAGUGCAAUGACUGGUGUGAGAAGACCCGCUCUGUGAGUUGCUCGCAUCCCUAUGGAAUCGGCUGCGGAAGGAACAGGCCCAAGGACGUCCGCAAGUGCUGCCACAUCAAGUACACCAGCGAUUGGACAGAGUGCUCGGUGCAAUGUGGCGAGGGCGUCAAGCGGAAGAAGCAGAGCUGCACGCGGGUGUACAAGCCCGAGGUUCCCGGUACUCGAAAGCGGAGAGUUUACAUCGACGAAUCCUUUUGCAUAAGCCGAAAGGUGAACCGUCCCAAACUGAGAACCACCACCAAGUCCUGCCGCAUCAACUGCAAGUGGAAUGCCUCGGACUGGCGAAGGUGCUCCGCGGACUGCUCGGAGGAGUACCAAACCAGGGAUGUGCGUUGUGAAACGUGGCAGGGCGAUGGAGUGGAGGACAGGCACUGCGAUGCCAAGAAGCGUCCCUCCAAGCGACGCAUCUGCCACCACUGCGUGCGAAGGCAGUCGAAGAUUGUCUCACCGUGCAACUGUGAGGGCGUGGAGAGGAGAAGGGAUAUCUGCUACAACUCGCACAAGGGUCGCAUUCCCUGUCCCACCCGCACCAGGGUGGAAAGGCACCGGUGCACUCCGCCAGCCCACUGCCGCAGGCGGAGCGCCACCAGCAGCAUCAGCAGCAGGCCCAGGAGCGGUGGUGGCGACAUGUCUAACAGCAGCACCAGGAGCUUGAAUGCCCUCGGCGAUCAAAGGCAGCAGGGAAGAGCUGCAAGGAGCUGUGCCGAGCUGAGGGAUCUUUUCGGCUAUAACCAGGAUGGCAACUACCAACUGGAGGUGAGAUCGCGUAUGGUGCACGUCUACUGCCACGCUAUGGGCACCAGUAGACCCGUCGAGUACCUGAACGUGGAUCCGCAGGAGAACUACUCCAUCUUCUACGAGUACCGAACGAAGCAGACCACCAGUUGUCCGCCGGAGUCACGUGCCCACGAGUACUACAACGACCAGAACUCCGGACGGACGCACUUCAGCAAGCUGCGACUGAACAUCACGGAUCUGCGGAUCGUGGACAACGACUUUCAGUUCGCCGAAACGAGGGGUUUACCCCAGAAGCUGGGCUCAGCGGGUGAUUGCUACAACCGCAUUGGCCAGUGUCCGCAGGGUGACUUCUCCAUCAACAUGAAGAACACGGACUUCACCAUACGCCCAGGAACGCAGUGGAAGACCCAUGGUCAAUACUCUGUCAUGAAGCGUAUCAGUGAGUUCGACACCACAUCGGUGAUGCGGCGGGGAUUCUGCGGAGGAUACUGCGGCGGCUGCUACAUUGCUCCCAAUUCUGGCCUUUACCUGGACGUGUUAUGACUGAAGCCACUGACUAGUCGGCGGGAAAGUUUCUUUGACCUUCCCACGGUAAUCGGGUCUACGUCCCGGGAAGGACUAAGGGUCAAGUUAAUCCGAAAAUUCGAGGAUUACCCCAGCCAAGCAUUACCACGAGUCCAUUACCAAGAGUCCCCAAGGGUCCGACAGCCGAGCGCAACGCCAUAACCACUGUCGAUGGUUACAAGUAUUCUCGAAUAUUAGUUAGGAUAUACAUAUCAACCUUAGGAAUCGCGUCGAAGUAGCCCGAACAAAAGCAAUACGUUUGUACAUAUAAUCAUACAUUUCCCUGCGAAAUUAGAAACUAGAUAUUAUUGCCAUGUAAUGUAUUAAGUAUUGUAAAUACUAGAGGACGUGAGCCUUUAACAUAGCAAAUAGGGGGUCAUGUCCAUGAAUUACCCAAUCAUUUUGGGAUACGGGGGUGUCGAAUUGAACGGCGAUCAAUGAUCACUUUACGUAUGGACAGCUCCUGAGUUUGAUUGACCAAAAUACAAUCCAUAAGUCGGGCGGUAGCCGUUAGCUAAGUAAGGCGGCUCAAACCAGCCCGUAUUUAUGCCAACGAUAUGCAGUGAUGGAAAGUUCCAAGGUGCUCGCUAACUAUACCUAGCUGAACUCAAGUGAUGCAUUUGUCAUAAACGUUGCAUGCAAAGUAAAUCUACUAAAUUGGCAGAUUUUUAAGCCGCCAAAAAGAUGUACAAUUCCCAAGUUAACAUACCUUACUCUCAAAUCUCCUUCACCUUGACCUAUAUCUAGGAUAGUGUAGUGCCUUUUCCAUCACUGAAGAUUCCCGAAUAUCAAGUGCUCGACUAAACUAGUGCAAUGCCGGUCUGUACAAUAAUUGUAUUAGCUUAGCUUCGCAAUAAAUUAGUUAAGAGAGAGAAAAGGCGGGAAAUUGUAUGUGUAGCUAAAACGAAUACUCAUAUUAUUUAGGACACCCCGACCGCACAAGCCAAAACCAAACUAUUCAUCUAACACUGCUGAAGAAACAUUUUGAGUUCAUUAUCCACCACUGCCAGUCUUUCAAUGUUUAAUCCAUCAUACACCUAAUCGCCUAAGUCCCGGUACCAAGUAUCCUCGCUGUAUUUUCAUUUAACUAGCUAGGCUAAGGCCCAACACCAUGUUAACAAUUAAUUUAAUGUCAAUUAAAGGAAUUUAAUGCUGUUACCAACGCAAUCUUCGUU
Drosophila biarmipes is the source of this 6749-nucleotide messenger RNA. It is a transcript of the gene AdamTS-A, whose product is annotated as A disintegrin and metalloproteinase with thrombospondin motifs 20. Gene Ontology annotation, molecular function: zinc ion binding; metalloendopeptidase activity. The record is from RefSeq and is a predicted model, not a curated record. Bases 526 to 5553 code for a protein of 1675 amino acids. NCBI's taxonomy places the organism in Eukaryota, Metazoa, Arthropoda, Insecta, Diptera, Drosophilidae. Gene Ontology annotation, cellular component: extracellular matrix. Gene Ontology annotation, biological process: extracellular matrix organization; proteolysis. The transcript has 17 exons.